Molecule: messenger RNA, 897 nt
Organism: Cynara cardunculus var. scolymus (artichoke)
Lineage: Eukaryota; Viridiplantae; Streptophyta; Magnoliopsida; Asterales; Asteraceae
Product: E3 ubiquitin-protein ligase SINAT2-like
Exons: 3
Coding region: 1-897 (298 amino acids)
Biological process (GO): multicellular organism development; ubiquitin-dependent protein catabolic process
Cellular component (GO): cytoplasm
Molecular function (GO): zinc ion binding; ubiquitin protein ligase activity; protein binding
Source: RefSeq, a predicted model, not a curated record
AUGGCUCCACGGGGCGGUGUUCUCUAUGAUGUCGAGUCUCGGCCUAAAUAUCUGAAAUAUGAUGUGGAAAUGGAGAAAACUGUAAAAACCAACACAAGGGCUUCAAACAACGGUUUAUACGAGCUUCUUGAAUGUCCUGUGUGCGCUAACUUAAUGUACCCACCGAUUCAUCAGUGUCCAAAUGGCCACACUUUGUGCUCGAACUGCAAAACUCGAGUGCAAAAUUGCUGCCCGAUAUGCCGUUUUGAGAUGGGUAGCAUAAGGUGUUUGGCUUUGGAGAAAGUAGCAGAAUCAUUGGAGCUUCCUUGCAGAUACCGAAGUCUCGGCUGCCAUGACAUUUUCCCUUAUUACAGCAAGCUGAAACAUGAGAAAAGUUGUCGAUUCCGCCCCUACAAGUGUCCCUAUGCUGGCUCUGCCUGCUCAAUCACAGGCAAAAUUCCAGAACUCGUGACACAUCUGAAGGACGAUCACAGUGUCGACUUGCACGAUGGAUCCACAUUCGACCAUCGUUACGUUAAAUCUAACCCACAUGAAGUCGAAAACGCCACUUGGAUGCUAACUGUAUUUAAGUGCUAUGGAAAGCAGUUCUGUUUGCACUUUGAGGCUUUUAAUCUGGGCAUGGCUCCGUUCUACAUAUCGUUCUUGUGUUUCAUGGGGGAGGACACCGAAGCCAAGAAGUUCAGCUACUCGUUAGAAAUCAGUGGAGGUGGCCGGAAAUUGACGUGGCAAGGGGUUCCGAGGAGUAUCCGUGACGGUCAUCAGAAAGUUCGUGACGGACUAGACGGAUUAGUCAUUCCCCGGAACUUAGCUCUCUUGUUUUCAGGCGGCAAUGGUGAAGAACUAAAGUUACGAGUUAUAGGGCGUAUAUGGAAACAGAAACAAGUUAUAAGAAACUAG